This is a messenger RNA of Juglans microcarpa x Juglans regia, 2469 nucleotides long. Its product is annotated as UPF0496 protein At4g34320-like. NCBI's taxonomy places the organism in Eukaryota, Viridiplantae, Streptophyta, Magnoliopsida, Fagales, Juglandaceae. Bases 1062 to 2186 code for a protein of 374 amino acids. The transcript has a single exon. The record is from RefSeq and is a predicted model, not a curated record.
AAUGAUUAUUUCUUCUUUUUCCGUCUGUUGUGCAAAAUUAAGCCAUUAACAAGUUAUAAAUAAUAAUUUUUGUUAUAGUGAAUUGUAAUAUUUAGGAUGAAAGAUAAUAUUUUCUCCAAUUAAAAAAGAAAAAAGAUUUCGGUAUUAAUGUUCUUUGGCUUCCUUGGCAGUUCAUCAACCAAUACCCUUGUUUUUCUCGAAUCAAAGACUUGUGUUUUCUUCUAUGUUAUUACCGAAGUCUUAGAACCGAAGCUUCUGCCGCCUUUAUGUCCGCUUUAUCUUAGCUCCAGGUCUCCCUUCUCUUUGGUAACAGUUGCUUUGCGCGUUAAAACUGGAAAAAAAGCAAGAGAGAGAAGGAGAUACAUAUUGCUUCCUGCGUCUUACAUUGCCCAACUCUCUCAUUUAUCUCAUGCGUGCAAGCUAUUCCCAGAUCUCCUCCACCACCCCCACAUCUCUUUGUCCCCAACAGUUGCAGCUCUCUUCAAGCUUCUUCAUUCACCUCAAUUUAUGAUCCAGACCUUCCUUUAUAUUGCUUCCCUCCUUUUAAACUAUAUCCGUCUCUAAUUAGAUCGACCAUUCUCUUCGUCGUUUCUCUAAGAUUCUUUCAACUUGCCAAGGUUCUUAGUUCUCUAUCCUUUUCUUGGUCUGAUCCUUUCCGGUCGGUUUCAAAAUCUUGAAAAAAAAUCUCCGCACUCUCAUCUGUGGCGAUCAAGUUUGCCAACUAGGAAGGUCAUGCACACGAAGUUUUAGCUUUAGAUUCAGUUUGGUGAAGUGGGUUUGUUCUGAUAUGUAUGCUAAUUAUUCUAUUUAUUAGCUGGGAAACUUGGAUUGGAUUUUGUUCAUCAUAUAUAUAUAUAUAUAUAUAUUUAUGUACUUCUAGGAAAUCUGCACUCAGAAAUUUGGUUGUCGUUCUCUGUCUCGACAUAGACGAAAGUUAAGCUGCUGGUUGGCGAGGAUAAACAAGGGGUUUUGAAAAGCAAGCUCAAGCAUCUGCAGAGUUUCUGAAUUGAAUCUGGUUUUUUGUUCUGUGCUUGGUUUCUUCAGAUCUAAGAAUCAAAGUCAUGGGAGGCCAUAUGAGCAAAAAGGCCCCUGAAACUUCCACGGCUAUCAAUCUCAGUACCAAUUUACAGUACACUAGUGAAUUGAGUUCUUACGAGGCUGCUUGCAAGCUUGAUGCAGACUUGCAGUCCUUUGACACCACCCUCCAAACGCGUACCAAUCAGGUCAUCAACACUCUUGCCGUGGGAGUGGAAGUUCGAGCCCUUUCAUUUGAUUCUUUGAGAGAGGUCACGGAAUGUCUCCUGGAGAUGAACCAGGACGUUGUUAAAGUCAUCUUAGAAUGCAAGAAAGAUAUAUGGAAGGAUCAAGAACUAUUUGAGCUCGUCGAGGAGUACUUCGAAAAUAGUUUGCAGACUCUAGAUUUCUGUACAGCAUUAGAGAAGUGCCUGAAGCGGGUUCGGGAUAACCAAUUGCUCAUUCUUGUUGCGCUUCAAAAGUUUGACGAAGAAAGUACUGAAAUGGGAGGGAGUAGGUACGGGAGGACAUUGCAGGAGUUGAAGAAUUUCAAGGCAGCUGGAGACCCUUUCACACAAGAAUUCUUCCAAAUCUUUGAGUCCGUUUAUAAGCAGCAGAUGCUUAUGCUUGAGAAGUUGCAACACAGAAAGAAGAAACUCGACAAGAAGCUUAAGUACAUUCAUGCUUGGAGGAAGGUUUCAAGUAUGAUAUUUGUUGCCACAUUCGCCGCUGUGUUGAUUUGCUCAGUUGUGGCGGCAGCCAUGGCUGCUCCACCAGUGGCAGCAGCAUUGGCUGCUGCAACGUCUAUCCCCGUGGGCUCAAUGGGAAAGUGGAUUGAUUCCUUAUGGAAGAACUAUGAAAAUGCUUUGAAAGGGCAGAAGGAAAUACUUAGCUCGAUGCAAGUUGGUACCUAUGUUGCCAUCAAGGACUUGGACAACAUCAGGGUUCUCAUUGAUCGGUUGGAAAUUGUGAUUGAGUCACUCUUGCAGAGCGCAGAAUUUGCUAUUGAAGAAGAGGCUGUUACGAUUGCAAUAGAGGAGAUUAAGAAGAAGCUAGGAGUGUUUAUGAAGAAUGUUGAGGAUUUGGGGGUGCAAGCUGACAUUUGCAGCCGGGAUAUUCGGCGGGCAAGAACUGUAGUUUUGCAGAGGAUCAUAAAACAUCCUAAUCACUAGAACAUAAAUGAAUCUCCUUGGUGCUUUAUAAAUCCACCUGCAACUGUUGUUAUGUUAGAAAACUGUUUUCUUUGUGGUUUAUGAUGAUGAUUAUUCCUUGAUUCUUAGAUUGUAUCAUGGAUCCACGCUGUUGGAUUCAUGUUAAGAAAAUAAUGCAAGAGUGCUAGUGAAUUUCACUUCAAGAUGUUGUUUAGGGAACAUGUCCUUCUUUUUGGGCUGAUGUACAUUGUUUUGCAAUCUAGUCAAUGAACCCAAAAGAAAAAACAAAAACAGAUUUCUUGUC